AAAGUCCUUUUCUGCUGUAGAUUGGCUGGCUGAAUGCAAUUAGGGAGUGGCAAGAAGAGUUCGUUGGAAACAUGAGUUCUAGGGAAUUUGUGGACACUAUUACCAGAGAUCUGUUGGGUAGUCGUGUCUUUGUGUUUACACCCGGAGGAGAGAUAAAACAUCUCCCAAAGGGGGCUACCGUCAUUGAUUACGCGUAUAUGAUACACACUGAAAUUGGCAAUAAAAUGGUGGCCGCAAAGGUGAAUGGUAAUCUUGUCUCUCCAUUGCAUGUACUUGCAAACGCAGAAGUCGUAGAGAUUAUCACCUACAAUGGAAGAUAGUCUACUAGCAAGGCCGCCACCUCCAACCCUAAGGUUGGGAAUUUGAGUCACCUACGGAGCAAAGCAGGAACCGGCCACAAUGUUUAUUGGGGGGUGGGGUGUUUGAGGUGUUCCAGGUGAAUUUAUCAUAUAAAAAGAAAAGAUUUUCUUUAUGUAUUAUUGUGCUUCUGUCAUUCAAUUACGCACGUAACUGUACCAACUAAUUUCUAACACAAGGAUUAGCCAUCUUUUAGUCUGAAAUUGGAUUUAUUGUAGCUAACUUUAAGUUGUUGGAUUUUUGUGCCUUGGAGUACGGAGCAACCUAUAUGUGUAGUAUCAUCAU
Messenger RNA from Nicotiana tabacum (common tobacco), 642 nucleotides. NCBI's taxonomy places the organism in Eukaryota, Viridiplantae, Streptophyta, Magnoliopsida, Solanales, Solanaceae. The record is from RefSeq and is a predicted model, not a curated record.